Molecule: messenger RNA, 1609 nt
Organism: Camelus dromedarius (Arabian camel)
Lineage: Eukaryota; Metazoa; Chordata; Mammalia; Artiodactyla; Camelidae
Gene: WDR45
Product: WD repeat domain 45
Exons: 11
Coding region: 172-1257 (361 amino acids)
Biological process (GO): autophagy of mitochondrion; protein localization to phagophore assembly site; nucleophagy
Cellular component (GO): cytosol; extrinsic component of membrane; phagophore assembly site membrane
Molecular function (GO): phosphatidylinositol-3-phosphate binding; protein binding; phosphatidylinositol-3,5-bisphosphate binding
Source: RefSeq, a predicted model, not a curated record
CCAGGGUGAGCCAUUUCCGGUCACAGACUCCCUCCCCCGGAAGUGAGGACUGAUGUAAACACCGGAGCCGGGCGUCAAGGCCCGGGAGGUCAGAAAACCGGGCCGCAGGCGGCACCGAGAGCUGGGGCCAGGAUUGGGGACACGCGGAGGUCAGGGAAGCAAUCCUGGACCAUGACUCAGCAGCCACUUCGAGGAGUGACCAGUCUGCGUUUCAACCAAGACCAAAGCUGCUUCUGCUGUGCCAUGGAGACAGGUGUGCGCAUCUACAACGUGGAACCAUUGAUGGAGAAGGGGCAUCUGGACCAUGAGCAGGUGGGCAGCAUGGGCCUGGUGGAAAUGCUGCACCGCUCCAACCUGCUGGCCCUGGUGGGCGGUGGUAGCAGCCCCAAGUUCUCAGAGAUCUCAGCAGUGCUGAUCUGGGACGAUGCCCGGGAGGGCAAGGACUCCAAGGACAAGCUGGUGCUGGAGUUCACCUUCACCAAGCCAGUGCUGGCUGUGCGCAUGCGCCAUGACAAAAUCGUGAUCGUGCUGAAGAACCGCAUCUAUGUGUACUCCUUCCCCGACAAUCCCCGAAAGCUGUUUGAGUUUGACACCCGGGACAACCCCAAGGGGCUCUGUGAUCUCUGCCCCAGCCUGGAGAAACAACUGCUAGUGUUCCCAGGACACAAGUGCGGGAGCCUGCAACUUGUGGACCUGGCGAGCACAAAGCCCGGCACUUCAUCUGCUCCGUUUACCAUCAAUGCACAUCAGAGUGACGUGGCCUGCGUGUCCCUGAACCAGCCAGGCACGGUAGUGGCCUCAGCCUCUCAGAAGGGCACCCUUAUUCGCCUUUUUGACACACAGUCCAAAGAAAAACUGGUGGAGCUGCGUCGAGGCACUGACCCUGCCACGCUCUACUGCAUCAACUUCAGCCACGAUUCCUCCUUCCUCUGUGCGUCCAGUGAUAAGGGCACAGUCCAUAUCUUUGCUCUGAAAGAUACCCGCCUCAACCGCCGCUCCGCGCUGGCUCGUGUGGGCAAGGUGGGACCUAUGAUUGGGCAGUACGUGGAUUCUCAGUGGAGCCUGGCCAGCUUCACCGUGCCUGCUGAGUCAGCCUGCAUCUGUGCUUUUGGUCGCAAUACUUCCAAGAAUGUCAACUCUGUCAUUGCCAUCUGUGUAGAUGGGACCUUCCACAAAUAUGUCUUCACUCCUGAUGGAAACUGCAACAGAGAGGCUUUCGAUGUGUACCUUGACAUCUGUGAUGACGAUGACUUUUAAGGACCCUGUGGGUUGUACUAGGGACCUGUAGUGGCAGAUUGCAAAGCCUUUGUAUGGGGUGGGAGUGCUGUGGAAGCCACCAGCCUGCAAGCAAUGGAGCAGGUGUCCACUUUCCACUCUUAAGAGCAACGCCUAAACAGCUCAUUUCUUCCAAGCACUUCUUGAUGACUGUGUGCCCACAGGGCCAGGCCAGGAACUCAUAGAGGCAGCUGACCCCCUGGGGCUCCCAGCCUAGAGACGACUGCUAGGGACCCAGAAGGGGUGCCCUAAUCCAACCUGUGGGGAUUUAAAAACUUCCCGGAAAGAGACGAUCUCUGAUGUGACGAAUAUGAAUAAAAGGCCCUUAAUAGUA